This is a messenger RNA of Cinara cedri, 11244 nucleotides long. NCBI's taxonomy places the organism in Eukaryota, Metazoa, Arthropoda, Insecta, Hemiptera, Aphididae. The record is from the annotation of a GenBank genome assembly.
CGAUGGAAGACGGCCGCGGUAUGGACAGCAACGGAUUCUCAGCACACUGCUGCUAGUGGCGGCCAGCGUUUAUAGUGUUGACGACGACGACGAUGGAGACGCGAAUAAUGGCUACGUAAUGUUCUCGUUCGUGGCUCAGGUGCAGCUGUUGACGGGCAAACACCAUGUGUUUGCAACAGCGGUGGCGUUCGGCAACGCUACCGUUAUGGUGGCAACGGCGGGGACGACCAUGAUCAUCGAUAAUGACACCGAGCCCAGGUUCACGUUCACCCAGAGCUUGUUCAUUGGGUUCAUGUCGUGCGUGCUCGCUUUUGUCACCGUUACGGGCAACAUUAUGGUCAUGGUGUCGUUCAAAAUCGACAAGCAGCUGCAGAAUAUCAGCAACUACUUCCUUUUCAGUCUGGCGCUGGCUGAUUUUUUGAUCGGGCUCAUAUCCAUGCCGCUGUUCACCGUGUACACCAUACUCGGCUACUGGCCUUUCGGCAAGCACGUGUGCGACGGAUGGCUUGCGCUCGAUUAUCUAGCCAGCAAUGCGUCCGUGCUCAACCUGUUGUUGAUCAGCUUCGACCGGUACCUUUCCGUCACCCGUCCGCUAACUUACCGGGCCAAGCGGACCAAGAACAAAGCGCUACUGUUCAUAUGUAAAUAUAUACUCACUCUACUUACCGUAUAUGCCUAGGUACCUAUAAUAAUAGCAACACAUAAAUUGUGUAUAGAUUCUUAAUAAUGUGAUUUGUAAUCCUCUUUGGAAUUCGUCUCUCUGGGCUUAUGAUUUUUUUAGCUUAAUAACUCUAAUAGCUGAACCUAUCAUACCAUUAAUAUCUAACCGACGCACUGCAGGUACGUAUUUCAAAUCGCAUUAGUUGGUAGGUAGUAAAAAGUUUCGUCAAGACUUUCUAGGAUCUAGGUCCCUCUGUAUAUCAAAAAUUAUGUAUGUCCGUAUAUUACAGCUUUAUACUAACAUCCAUGAGCUCGUAUAUAGGUACACGGCGGAGGUUUCACGUAAAGUGCCAAGGGACAAAAAGAAGAAAUCUGCUGUAUUUAGAUAAAUUGGACGUAGCUUUAUACCGUAAUGUACCUAGAGAGUAUAAAUUAUUAUAUUAUUACUCACACAUUAUACAGGUACGAAUCCGGCAGUGCGUAUAAACUCAUUAUUUUUGACGUUUCCGACGCGCGAAAUCUUGUGAUAUUUCGAAAAUCUACUACGUGAUUCAAUAAAAGAGAUAGGUUUUAAUGGUUUGAGUGCAUUUUAGUAUUGUUGGUAUGUUACAGUAUAUUAAAUUACCUUGGAUAAUUUGUCUUCUUUCUGCGUGUUAUAAACUUUCAAACAACAGACAACGUUUUUUUCUCCGGCGCAAAAUAAGCCAAUUAAAUUAAUAAAAUACAUAGGUCCCUAAUGGAAAAAAAAAAAUUUAAAAUUAUUUGAUUUGUACGUGUAAUCUUGUUAUUGCAUUAUUGAAUACUGGAUAACAUUUAUUUUUCUUCUUUUUCAAACUAACCCAUUACUUCGUAUUGUAUAAUUACUAGUGAUUUAUUAUUAUGAAUAGAUCAUUUAUAUAGGACAACUGCAACUACUAUAAAAGUGUAAUCAUAAAGGCUACGUAAAUUCAAGAGAUCCGUUAAAAAAAAUGACUUUAUUUCAAAUAUGUACAACAUACUAUAUCUGUUUCGGAACAAAAUAUUAUAAUAUAUAGUAUGUUUUUACGAGCAUUAUUUAAAUUAUGGUAAUUUGCGGUAGGUACAAAAUUAUUAUAAAAUUGAUCGCACUGUAUUGUGUUUCUGUUAUUUAGGAAUGUUUAUUAUAUUUAUAGGCAACUUCUAGUGGCUCCGUCUGGAUCGAAUGAGCUUAAUCUGGGGAAGUAAAAUUGUUUAGAUUUAAGUGAUAAAAGUUGGGUUGGGUUUUAUUAGAAAUAUUUAAUCGUGUUGAUAUGAGUGUAAAGUGUUUUUUUUUUUUAAACUUUCUGCAUCUGUAAAGAUUCCCCAAAUGAAGCCAAGUGGGUGAAAUUCAGUAACCAUUUUUUUUUCUUGAAGUACCUAGUAUAAUAUUGUUUGGUGUAAUUUAGUAGGUAUCUAAUGUAUUAUUUAAAUAUCCGGUUAUUUAUUGUUUUGCAAAGAAUAUUGUAUUAUACAAAAUUAACGGAGGAAAAUUCUGUUGAUGGAACUCUGCUGCUCACAGAUGUUUUUUUUUUUUUAAAUAUGUAUAUUAAAUUGUCGUUUUUAUACUCAGUGGUUAAAGCGGGGAAUAGUGGAACUACAUUUACCGAAAAUUAAGAGGCGUUUCCGAGAACUAACUAAACCUACCCAAACUUUCGGAAAUACAUCAUGGAGACAAGACUUCCAAAAUGUUUUUCUGUCGUACACAUUUGUUUAUAUAAAUAUUUUACUAAUAGGGUUUAAAAAUUUACCGCAACUCACCUGGUUUCAAUAUAACUAAUUUGAGUUAAAAAUGUCCCAGUUAAAAUAACUAAAGCGUGCCCCAGGACUUCGAAAGCUUAAACUAAAGGGGACUGAUAAUUUUACCUUAAAUAAGAAAGACGGUUCCGUUCCCCCACUUAAACUGUUGUAUAAUAUUAUAUUAUAUUAUAGUACAAUUUAUUAUAACGAUUAUCUGGACGUCAAAAACAAAUUUUAAAAAAAAUACCCCCAAUGCGAAUAAUUAAUUGUUGUACUCUCGUUUCGCCGCGUAUUUAUAUUAUUAUAUGGUGUUGUUGAAAUAUUGCAGAACUUUCGUAUUUCUGUAUUGUUUCUUGCAUUCGAGUUGGAAAUUAUAUUCAAGUGUAUAUCCGCGGUAGAUUAUUGUUGUCUUAAAUAGUCAAAUAUUUACGGACCGUGAUGAAAAUGUCGUUAUUAAAUUGAUUAAUGAACGGAUUAAUUGACAGGCGACCGUAAACACACAAUACGAAUAAACCAUGUAAGCGUUAUUAAUGCACAAUAUUACCCGUUAUAUUAUAUUAUACUGUUGUAGUAAACUAUAUAAGUAAAAACAAAUUGUAAAAUGGAUAGUAUAAUUUUUCGGCUAUGAAAUCCGCGGGACAGUUUGUCCAGGACAACAGUGAUUGACACUGCCGCAGAGUUAAAGAAAAUAGGAUAAUUUUAAAUAGUUAAUUUCGAUUUUUUUUUUUUCACGCUAAAAUUCGAUUACCCGUAUAUGUGUACACCAUAUUAGAUUCUAAGCGAAGCGAGGAAUUUAUUUGUUUUACUAUGAUGUGUGUGUGUUUUUUUUUAUGUGUCUCUGUAAAUUAAUCUUUCUACCAGAAAUUUUGUAACUUUUUACACGUAUAUGGUGCAUUGAAGAGAUCAUUUUUCGAUUUUCCGGGCAGUUUUCUUAAUAAAUGGGAAAAACCGGCAAUUUGUUUUUUAGUUUUUUUGUUAAUUCUGGAUUGCUUUGACAGCAAGGAACAAAUACGAUUAAUAAUAUUCUGCUCAAUAUCGUUUUUUCAGCAAUAUUAAUUUAUCGUUGCGUACAGAUAUAAAUUAAAUUACUCUGUACAUACUCCCUUCCAACCUAAAACAGUGGCACACCCAUCAAAAAUAUAUGAGCCUUAAAUAAUAUGAGUUUCUUAUUAUUGUACCUACUUAUAGACAUUUACUCAUAUACUUACACUGUGUUUAUUAAAACAAUUUUUAAUAGUUUAUUUAAUUGUACCUAGAUACGGUCAUACAUCGCACGAUGGGUGGGCAACUGUUGUAAGUGAGAAUUUGGGAAGGUAGAGGGAAAACUCAAUUAUGUAUAUCUGUACGCAACGAAUAAUCAUUGCUAACGAAAGACCAUUCUGAGUGGAGUUCAGUUAAUAUUGUUGCUUUACCAACAAUAUGAUAUAAUAUAUAUUAUAACCAAAUGAUUACGUAUACAUUACAUAUUUUCUUUAAUAAUAUUUGUUUAAUAUUGUACUUAUUUUCACAAUUUUCCUACGUUUUUCGCCAUCUAUUAUGAAAAAUCCUGGGAAAAUCAAAAAAUGACCUCUCUAAAGUACCACCCCAAUCAGAUUUCCUGUCAGAAAAAGUACUACACUUGAAAAUUGGAGUAAAAUUCCUGGUAAAAAAGUUGUUCACAUUAAAAAUAAUAAUAAUAAAUAAACAUCAUUGUAAAACCAUUACAUUCCUCGCACCACUCAGAAUCUAAAAUAUUUGCCGGUUUCCAAACACAGACAGUUAUUUCGCCUUUUUUAAUUAUUCGAUAUAGAGUGUGACGUUUAUUAGUACAAAACAAGUUUAAAGCGUAAAAUGAAAAAUAUUUCAAAACAUUAAGUAUUAAAUACUUCAUUGUUAUCAACAAAAAGUUUUAUUGCGAUCAUGUUGCGCGUCAUCUUUAGGCUAAAAAAAUAUACCUAUAUUAUUUUAUUUUAUUUUUUGCAUUAUUGUAAAACAUAAUUAACGAAAUAAUUAUUUUUCAACCAUCUACCUAUACAUGUAUAGUAUACACGAGCAUACUUGAUAUUCUCUUUAAUAUUCUCUCCAAUGAAAAAGACAUUAUCCUUUUUCAUUAAUAAUAACGGGAUGGAGUUCGAGCGACGCAAAGCGGCUUUAAGUGAUGUUGAGAAUUUAUUUAAUUUACGACUUUGAUGAACUGUUAAAUUAGUUUCGAGUUAAUCUCGAAGAGAAUAUAUACAUAAUGUACAGAAUCUUAAUAAUUAUUAUUAAUAUUAUUAUACUCCGCGGUAUAAUAAACCUGCAAGUAUAUUAAUUUUAGAUUGUGAAGGAAACGAGGAAUGUAUUGGUUGUACAACGAUUUUAUUUAUUUUUAUCUGUGAAAAACUUUUCUACCAGAACUUUUGAUUCGAUUUUCAAGCGUUACAUCUUUUCUAAAAUAAAAUUUUCCCAGGGUGAUACUCUAAGGAUGUAAUUUUUCGAUUUUUUCCCGAGGUUUUCAUAAUAAAUGGGAAAAACCUAAAAAUCGGGAAAAAAACAGGAAAAUUUACGACAUUCAUUUAUUCAAAUCGUAAAUAUUACGGCCUUUCAAAACAUAUGUAUAACCGAACUCCACUCGCAAUCGUUUUUUAUUAGCAAUGAUUAAUCGUUGCAUACAGACGCCCAUUAAAUUUCCCCUCUACCUUCCCUACUUCUCAUCUAUAACAGUAGCCCACCCGUCGUGUGAAAUACGUCUGUCUUUUAUUCAAUCCACUUUUGACAUUUCAAAUACCGAUUAAUGUACUACUUAUACGAUCCGAUGAUUUUUUUUUUUUAUUAUUCAUCUCAGCGGCCGCGUGGAUCAUUUCACUUGGUUUGUGGCCGCCGUGGAUUUACCUGUGGCCGAUCAUCGAAGGUCGUCGAACCGUGCCCGAAAGACAAUGUUAUAUACAGUUCAUACUGACCAAUCAGUACAUUACUUUCGGCACGGCCAUUGCCGCCUUUUACGUUCCGGUGACGGUGAUGUGUUUUCUGUAUUUCCGAAUAUAUAGAGAGACGAAGAAGCGGCAAAAAGACUUACCGAAUCUGCAAGCCGUAAACAAACCGCAAAAGUGAGAGAGUGAAAGAUAAAAAAAAAAAAAAAAACCGUUAAAUACGUACGUGUUGUAACAAUAUAAACAAAAUUACUACGAUUUCAGCGAUCAACAACAGGAUGAAUCGUGGGGUCGUAUACGGUCCGAGUCGAAUCAAGUGAACUCUCUCGAACGACAGGAGCUGUACGAGACCAGUUCAUUGCGCAAAGCGUACUCGCAGUGUUCAUUGGUAUUUAUUAAUCACCGUAAAUAAUAACAAUAGUAAUAAAUUUAAGGUUUUUUUUUUUUUUUUUUUCCGAUAAGUGCGUACCUGCUAAUAUCGUUACAAUUAUAAAUAUAUACGCGUUAUGCUAAUUUAUAAAUUGGCACGCCAUCAGCCUUUUAUGUACUUUUAACGGCACACGGCCAUAAAGAACGUUUCAAACGUUGUUCGCGUAACGCGAUUCGAUAGGUAAAAAUGCGCAUCAUUUACGAACAAAUAAUAACGAUAUGAAUAAUAGUAACGAGGUAAUCUUUUCUCUCGUGUUUUACCGCGCAGACACAUAAACGGGACACAUUGUUUUAUGAAUAAUCGCCGACGAACCGUAAUCCCUACGAUUUAAGAAAAACCCGCUCGCGACUGUUCGAUUUCGGUCGGGUUCGUCACAUUAUAAAUUCCCCGCGUACGGCGAAACGUCCGAUUACGUGGCCGGGCGCGGACGGUUUGUGUUCUUGUUGACUAAUCGAAUUCCAACAGUCGUCACAAGACGCGCGCAUUAUCCCCGCGGAUUCACCCGGCUUAUAGUUCGGGAACUCGAAACCGCGCGUUCCGCGUGCGGCUCGAUAAAUGCCGGCGCGUAAGCGUGGGCCCGGCAGGUCGUAUUCUCGCCAGAGGACAAUCUACACGGGCCGCGCAGAGAAUAAACACAAGCGCAAUAUUGUGUUGGUUCCCGUACACCAACACUGUACAGUGUCGACGAAGGGUUCGCGAAACAAAUGUGUGUAAAAAAAAAAAAAACAAUACGAUAUUGCAGUGUACCGCGCGAUAUUAUAAACGGCCGUCGUCUCGCCGAUAUUACUAUUUACGUAAACAGCAGCAUCACGCCCCCUGAGACUAUUGCCCGACACACUUGAUCCGCAGUAUUUGAUAUUACGUUCGCGCUGCCCGAAACGCCCGUCUAAACUGCGCGGCCACCGCGGUCUUGUUUUAGAAAGCGAGGCGCUUGCUGACGUGGUCGUGGUUGCGCGAUUGGUGCGUAGAUUGGUGGCACUCUGGUCGGGACGACGAUUACGACGAGGAAGACGACCAGACGCCCAGCGACGUGCCGGGCGGUACGAGCGACGGCACGUCCGUCUCCAGGUGGACGUCUCUGAACGUUAUACAUCAGCAGCCCACGACGCCGACCCCGAUGAAAACUUAUCACGGCGUCCACAACAACAACAAUCGGCUGGCCAACCGGUCAUUAUCAAACGAUUCGGUGAGUGUGCCGCGGUCGUAAUAUAACAAUAUCGUUUCUAUUGUCAUCGCGAUCGUACGUAUAGUCGAAAAUAAGUAGUGUAUCAUUUUUUAGUAGUAACAGGGGACAAGGAGAUAUUGUGACGGUGGAAAAUUCCGACGGCUAUUCGAUUGCUCCUCCGAAUGUAAUUGAUAAAUAAAUGAAUAAUAAUCGAUUGCAAUCGAUUUUAUCGGCCGGUAAACACACGAUGUAUAUCAUAUUAUAAUGGAGGUUUUUUUUUUUUUUUUUUUCAUGUUACGGCGUAGGUGUACACGAUCGUGAUAAAGUUGCCGAGCGACAUUGAACAAGAUGUGCCGACGGUGAGACAGUAUCACGGGUGUUACGAGGAUUCACGACUGGUGCACGGGCCGUCGUCAUCAACGGGAACGCUGUCGCGGCGGCCGUCGUCGCAAGACAUGCGGCUUCCUUUGAACGCAGCGAAAAUCGUGCAGUCCAAUAAGCCGCUGACCCGGGCUCAGGGGGCGGCGUUACAGGCCAAGGAGAAGAAAAAGAAAAAAUUCCAAGAGAAGAAAAGCGAACGGAAGGCGGCGAAAACGCUGUCGGCGAUACUAUUGACGUUCAUCAUCACGUGGACGCCGUACAACAUACUGGUGUUGCUGAAACCUUUCACCGCGGACACGGGUAAUGGCACGGAUUUCGGCGGAACGGACAACAAGGAAUGGGUGACGCAGGGCAUGUGGGAUUUUUUCUACUACCUGUGCUACAUCAACAGCACCAUCAACCCGGUGUGUUACGCCCUGUGCAACGCCACGUUCCGCAUGACGUACGUACGGAUACUCAAGUGCAAGUGGAACACCCGGAGGCAACCACCGCACUUCCGCGCGUAGAACCUGACGCAGUGUGGUCGCAGCCGCGGCCGUCACACAGCAGAACGGUCGGGUCGCCGCAGCGUUUUUCGCAUCGCGUCAUCGUCGUAGUUCCGACUCGCGGCCACGCACGAACGUUCGACGACGGCGGCUGCGGAAUCGAAAACUAUGCUAAUAAAAUAAUUAUUAAUAACACUAUUUAAUAACAAACAAAUUAUAUUAAGAAUUCAAAGACUGUUCGCGGAAUCUACACGGUUCCCCAGGCACUAAGUGUAAUGUAUUAGAUGUGUAUAUAUGUAUAUAUAUAAUAUAUAUAUAUAUAUACUAAAUAUUACAUAUUAUUUACCGGAAUAUAAUAUAGGUGUACUAUAUAUUAUGAGUAAUACAUAUUAUAUACUAUAUAUAUAUAUAUAUAUAUAUAUGUGUGUGUGUAUAUAUAAAUACAUUUUAUUACGUAUAUAUAACAAUAUUGUUAACAUAAUCGUAUGGCAUGUACGAGUUUGACGUGCGUACGUGAAGUCCGGUUCACACGAGGUCACAUAUUCGUUUUCAUAAUACUUGACGUACUUAUUUAACUUGACCUUAACUCCCCGACCUCCGAACCCGAUACACUGUACCGGGAUAAUCCGCAGUGUCCCAAGUGCAAAAAAAAAAAACGUAGUACUUUUUCUGAAAAGAGAUUUUAUUCGGGUGGUGCUUUCUGGAGAGUCGUUUUUUGAUUUUCCAGGCGGUUUCCAUAAUAAUCGUGAAAAAACUUAAAAAAUAAACGGGAAAAUUUACGUACACGUAGAAACGUCGUUCAGAAUCGUUUUUUUAUUAGCAAUAAUGGUUUAUCAGAUAUAGAUUAAAAUUUCCCGACUUCUCAUCUACAACAGUGGGCCGCCCGCAUAUGCCCGUAUGGUCCGUUUGUUUUUUUCUUCAGCCGGGGUUCAAAUGUUAUAUGUUUUAAAUGUUGGCUUUGAUGAGCGUGGCACAUGCUAAACGCGAUAGACUGAGACGGAGUGAUGGACAAUUUCCAGAAAUGACUCUAUAUUGCAUCGCCAUUCAAGGAUAACAUUUGGGAGAUAUAAUUUACAAAACCUAACUCGGGGAAAAAAAAAAACCUUUUUGUUAUAAUAUGUGCUUCCGGUAAAUAUAAUUUUUUUUUUUUUCUCUCAUUUAUAUUACGCCAGACCCUGCAGUAUUUCAAAAGGGUACGGUUAAUAACAGUGGAAUAUUGCGCUUGGCGAUUUCACGGCAACCGGCAGUAUCCGCGUCAGAACCAUUCCCAACAUAUUACAUUCGACGGACGAACAAUUACUAACCAAUACCAUUUACCCGUCGGCUGUCUAAAUGCAUUUUUGUUUUCACGCGAUCUGUUAGAACAGUAAGCGCUAGAUUGACAGAUUACGUACGCGCAUAGGAAUAUCGAAAAGACUGAAUAAACACUAAUUUACGAAUAAUCGAAUAAAGACUUCCUCGUAAUAUCUUUAACAUUACGAACUAGGUAUUAAUUUAUCGUGUUGACCACGAACGCGCGCACGUAAAUCGGGCUCAAACGUGUGAACCGGGUUUACGGGGGUGUCUGGUAAACGUACGACGGCGUCGGCGCGUGCCGGGCGGGGCAUAUUUUCUGCGUGCGAAAAUGUCAGCUAAACGCAAAUCAUUACGAUUCGCGUUUGACGUGCUACAUAUUAUAAACGACGCAAGUAGUAGGUUAUUUCUGUUCGUUAGGAAAAAAAAAAAAAAAAAAAAACGGUGUACGCUUUAUAUGCGAGGAAUACCCGCACUGCCCGACACUAGCGCCACGGAAUAUGUGGGUGUCGGAUCUACGCAAUAUGUAUGAAAAAAGUUUCACACUUUUUUGUUAAAACGGACAAAGUUUAUGGUAUUAUCAUAUUGUAUGGCAAUGGAGUAUAUUGUAUUAUUGUGUUGUACCUAUGCGCGUAGUGUGACGCACGAGGACGCUGCCGCCUGAAUAAAUGACUUUUGUUCCGUUCGAAAUGUUCGAGAUUUUUUUUUUUUUUUUUCCUUUUCUUGUAAUAAUUUCCGGAGCUACAAAAACUGAAAAUUCUGAAAUUGUUUUUUCCACAUUAAUCCAAUAUCCAAUGCUGUUUUUACACGCGCGUUUUCGACGAAAUUUCAGCGUUACAAGUGUUUGCCAAUGAUUCGAUUUUUUUUUUUUUUUAAAACCGAUUGUAGUUGUUCACAAAAAUUAUUUUCCGACACCGGCGAACCGAUCGACAGUAUUCAGCGUAGUGCAAACGAAAGCGGUUUAAACUACCGGCAAAACCCCGACACAUUAUAGAGAAUUACCGUUCCGGCAUUAGCGUAAACGUUCGUAACAUCGAUACUUUUUGUUUCGAUAUUAUACGCAACUGACGAAACGCGGAACACGUGUUUCUAAUGUCCGUAUCACAAGGCAAUCAUCGCCGGCAGUUAUAAUCGAGAGAGAGAGAGAGAAAAAAAAAAAUUGCGACCGAUAAAAAUAUUGAACGGAACAAAAGUCAUUUCGGGCGUGCGGAUCUCCGUGUUUACGCCCUGCGUAACACCGCGCGCGCGUGCAAACACGGCGUCGGGACGAAUAACGAUAACGAUAACAAGACGUACGGCUGGUGAUGAUAUUGGUAAUCAACGGUCCGGCGGUAUUUUUCACGAGUAAUACGCACCUAUAAACCGAUAGGGACAGGAAGUUGUUACGCGCGUACCGUGUCCUCCGGAUAAAACGUUAUGUUUAUUUCGAAUCGUUGUGUUUGCGUAGGGAUGACGAAGAAAAAAAAAAUAAAUAUAUAUAUAUAUAUACGUGUAUUGUAUUGUAUUGUAUUGUAUAUUGUAUGACCGCGGGAACCACGCGAAUCUCCGGUACGACUGAAUUACUCAUAAUAGGUUAUAAUUUUUACGUACUAUUGUUUAUAAUACAACAUCCGAUUGUAUUGUAAUAUAUUGUUAUUAUUAUUAUUAUUAUUAUUAUUAUUAUUACAAUUAUUAAUACGUUAAAUCCGUUAACGGAUCAAUACGUUAUCCGCCGGGAUUCGACUAAUUGAUUUCAAAAAACAAGAAUAAAAAAUAAAAAAAAAACAACACGUAGCGACAAUGCAUACGUAUGUAUGUAUUUUAUACGCGCGCGACGAAACAAUAUUGUAAUUUACCGGGAAAAAAAAAAAAAAAAAAUGUAUAAUCAAUAAUUAUAUUGUCAAUAUUGCGCGUAGCGUCGUGCCCGACGUAUUAACUAUUAUUAUUAUUAUUAUUAUUAUUAUUAUUGUGCGUAAUGCGUAGACGUGUAUAAUCGUAAUGUAACCAAUUUAUCGCACGAGUGUGUUUAGACGCGAGUAACAUUGUAAUAUUACAUAGUUUGUUACUAUUAUUUUUAUUUUUUUUUUUUUUAUUAUUUUUUUUUUAUUUUUUUUUUUUCUGUCUGUUUUCUACUUCUGAAUAAUCGCGAUAAUCGUUUCGACUCCAAGAUAUAAUACUAUAAUAACAUUACGCGCAACCGAGUGUUGCGUACACACUUUUGAUUUCUAC